AUGGCUGGCGACGCCGUUCCCGACUGGUGUCGGGAAGUGUGCAUCUCUAGUGUCACCUCGACGCUGUGCAAUCGCUCCGUGGACACGUGUCCGCCGUGUGUGCGGCGUAUGGCUCUAGGCAUGCUCGUGUGCAGUCCAGACAACAAUUGCGCAGCGUCGUCGUCGCCUUGUCCACCGACGUUUGCAACAACGUCUGCAGCAGAUCUUAGUGAAACCAACAGGAGGACCGAUGCCACCAACCCCACGACCACCUUUACACCGCUGGGAACCACCGCCACCACCACUACCACCAUCAUUCCUUCACCAUUACCGCCCGACCACCACGCCGCCGCCACUCACACGAAUUUGAACUCGUCGUCGAUCUUGCCCAUGUCUACCCUCGUGUUGGUUCUAGCUGUGGCGGGCUCGCUCCUCUUUUGUUUAGCUGGAUGUGCGUGGGUGUAUCGGUGGCGGCGCCAAGCCGCCAAACAAAGAAUGGACAUGUCAAUCGUGCGUCAUCAUACCGACCAGAAACACUCCAAGGCGUACCAUCCCGCCUUGGCCAACUGCAAACUGGACGUGUACGACAUGCACACAGGCGCGUGUAGCUACAGCCGGCCUCGCACUACGAGUCGUACACAGAGCAUGAGCAAAGCCAGCUGGCAAGACUCCCACUGGUCCUCGACAACAGACCAUCCGCUUCGUCCAGAUACCAGUGUCGGCGACACACUGUUAAAUGCUUCGCAUAACGCCAAUGGCGGCGGUGGUAUGGAGCCAGAUCCGUGGCUGUUUUCAAACCCGCACCGCCGCUCCAGCGUGGUCGAGCUAGGAGGGGGCAGCUUCCCCAACUACCCCCCCCAUGAACGUCCACUGUCGUAUGGCCACUCGUACGAUUCAGUCGCUGACGACAACCGGUUCAGCCAUGACGACGAACGAUUGACUGUCGAUGACGACAAGGCCUGGGGACAGCGGUAG
Molecule: messenger RNA, 954 nt
Organism: Aphanomyces astaci
Lineage: Eukaryota; Oomycota; Saprolegniomycetes; Saprolegniales; Verrucalvaceae
Exons: 1
Coding region: 1-954 (317 amino acids)
Source: RefSeq, a predicted model, not a curated record